AUGGCCGACGAAAUUAGCAGGUCCGCCCAACGAGAAACCUCCGCUGCUUCUUCUACUGCUGCUGUUGCUGCAGAAAAUGCAAAAUUAAAAUCAAAAUCCAUCUGGCCUUCUGUCCUCCGUUGGAUCCCCACCUCCACCGAUAAGAUCAUUGCCGCCGAGAAGCGCCUCCUCUCUCUUGUCAAGACCCCUUACGUUCAAGAACGGGUGAAUAUAGGAUCUGGACCGCCUGGCUCCAAAGUGAGGUGGUUUCGAUCUGAAAGCAAUGAAGAAAGGUGUAUCAACACGGUUUCAUUUGACAGCAAAGAGGGUUCUCCUACUCUUGUGAUGAUUCACGGAUAUGGUGCUUCUCAAGGUUUCUUCUUUAGAAAUUUUGAUGCCCUCGCCAGUCGGUUCAGGGUCAUUGCCAUUGAUCAACUUGGUUGGGGCGGUUCAAGCAGGCCUGAUUUUACAUGCAAAAGCACUGAAGAAACUGAAGCAUGGUUCAUUGAUUCUUUUGAAGAAUGGCGAAAAGCCAAGAACCUCAGCAACUUUAUAUUACUUGGGCAUUCAUUUGGUGGGUACAUUGCAUCUAAGUAUGCUUUGAAGCAUCCCGAGCACGUUCAGCAUUUGAUUUUGGUGGGGCCUGCUGGGUUUUCAUCCGAGUCAGACACAAAAUUUCAGUGGGUUACCCAGUUCAAAGCAACAUGGAAAGGAGCAAUUUUCAACCAUUUGUGGGAGUCUAAUUUUACUCCUCAGAAGUUAGUCAGAGGGUUAGGGCCCUUGGGUCCAAAUCUUGUUCGGAGUUACACCAGUACUAGAUUCGGUUCUUAUUCAACAGGGACCACGCUUACUGAAGAGGAAUCCGGACUGUUAACAGAUUAUGUAUACCAUACUUUAGCAGCCAAAGCUAGUGGGGAGCUGUGCUUAAAGUAUAUAUUUUCUUUUGGAGCGUUUGCUAGGAGUCCCCUUAUUCACAGUGCACCAGAUUGGAAAGUGCCAACUACUUUCAUUUAUGGCUAUCUAGACUGGAUGAACUACCAAGGGGCUCAAGAAGCUGGCAAGCAUAUGAAGGUUCCGUGUGAGAUAAUUAGGGUUCCUGAGGCUGGGCACUUCGUAUUCAUAGACCAACCGGAUCGUUUCCAUUCAGCUGUUUUGUAUGCUUGCCGAAGAUUUCUUUCUCCUGACCCUGACGUUGAAUCGUUACCUGAAGGUUUGACAUCUGCCUGA
This is a messenger RNA of Prunus dulcis (almond), 1206 nucleotides long. RefSeq names its product 1-acylglycerol-3-phosphate O-acyltransferase-like. The coding region runs from base 1 to 1206 and encodes 401 amino acids. NCBI's taxonomy places the organism in Eukaryota, Viridiplantae, Streptophyta, Magnoliopsida, Rosales, Rosaceae. The record is from RefSeq and is a predicted model, not a curated record. The transcript has 9 exons. Gene Ontology annotation, molecular function: A2-type glycerophospholipase activity.